AUGGGGUCCAAUCUGCCUGCCCAACCGAAUCUCAGGGUUACAAUUAUCGCUGCGGACGGACUAUACAAGCGCGAUGUUUUCCGCCUACCGGAUCCCUUCGCGGUGGCUACCGUUGGAGGUGAGCAGACACACACGACAUCGGUGAUCAAGAAGACCCUGAACCCGUACUGGAAUGAGAUGUUCGACCUGCGGGUCAAUGAGGAUAGCAUUCUCGCAAUUCAGAUCUUCGACCAGAAAAAGUUCAAAAAGAAGGACCAAGGCUUCCUCGGCGUCAUCAACGUACGCAUCGGAGAUGUUAUCGAUCUACAAAUGGGGGGCGAUGAGAUGCUCACCAGAGAUUUGAAGAAAUCUAAUGAUAACCUUGUCGUGCAUGGAAAGCUUAUCAUCAACCUAUCCACUAAUCUCAGUGCCCCCGCUACUAAUCAAGCAAAUGGCCUGCAUCGAACGCAGCUCGGAUCUUCAACAUCUAGUGGGCUUGUCCCGCAGGUACAACCGCCAGGGUCUGUUCCACCCCCUGGUCCCACCUCGGUCGAUCAAUCAGCAACUGCAUCGAGUGCAUCUCUAAACCCGCAACGCGUCCCGUCCGCUACCAGACCGACCAGCCAGUCUACUGUCCCACCGCCGAAUGGCGCACCACCAGCCCCCAAUGGACAACCUACGCCUCGACCCAACCUUAGUUCGUUUGAGGACAACCAAGGCCGGCUACCAGCCGGCUGGGAGCGGCGAGAAGACAACCUCGGAAGAACCUAUUAUGUUGACCAUAACACUCGAACCACGACCUGGAACAGGCCAUCUGCGAACUACAAUGAGCAAACACAGCGUACACAACGAGAAGCCAACAUGCAGUUGGAAAGACGAGCCCACCAGAACCGAAUGCUUCCAGAAGACCGGACUGGCGCAAGCUCACCGAACUUAUCUGAGUCGCAGCCGCAGGCCCCAUCCCCGCCUGCUGGUACUAGCGGUCCCAGCAGCAGCAACAUGGUAUCCAUGAUGGCCACAGGAGCUACCACUGCAGGCACUGGUGAGCUUCCGCCUGGCUGGGAACAACGAACCACCCCAGAAGGCCGGCCCUAUUUUGUUGAUCACAACACCCGCACAACCACCUGGGUUGACCCUCGACGGCAGCAGUACAUUCGUAUGUACGGUCAGAAUGCCGCCGGAAACAACACCACGAUUCAACAGCAACCCGUUUCUCAGCUCGGCCCGCUGCCCAGCGGUUGGGAAAUGCGCCUAACGAAUACAGCUCGCGUGUACUUCGUUGAUCACAACACCAAGACGACCACAUGGGAUGAUCCACGUCUUCCGUCUUCGUUAGAUCAGGGUGUUCCGCAGUACAAGCGUGACUUCCGACGCAAAUUGAUUUACUUCCGAUCACAACCAGCACUCCGCAUUAUGUCUGGACAAUGUCACGUCAAGGUGCGCCGUAACAACAUCUUCGAGGACUCUUACGCCGAGAUCAUGCGCCAGAGUGCUUCCGACCUGAAGAAGCGUCUGAUGAUUAAAUUCGACGGCGAAGACGGUCUGGAUUACGGUGGUCUUUCACGUGAAUUCUUCUUCCUCCUUUCUCACGAAAUGUUUAAUCCGUUCUACUGCCUUUUCGAGUACUCCGCGCACGAUAAUUAUACCCUGCAAAUUAAUCCUCACUCGGGUGUUAACCCUGAACAUCUCAAUUAUUUCAAGUUUAUUGGACGAGUCGUUGGAUUGGCAAUUUUCCACCGUCGCUUCCUCGAUUCAUUCUUCAUUGGAGCCUUCUACAAGAUGAUGCUGCGGAAGAAGGUAUCUCUCCAAGAUAUGGAGGGUGUUGACGAAGAUUUGCACCGCAAUCUCGCUUGGACUUUAGAUAACGACAUUGAGGGCAUCAUUGAUUUGACGUUUACGGUAGAUGACGAAAAGUUUGGAGAGCGUCGUACAAUCGAGCUGAAGCCUGGUGGUGAGGAUAUUCCUGUGAAUAAUGAGAACAAGCAUGAAUAUGUCGAGCUGGUCACGGAAUGGAAGAUUGUGAAACGGGUGGAGGAACAGUUCAACGCCUUCAUGUCAGGCUUUAACGAGUUGAUUCCUGCGGAUCUAGUCAACGUCUUCGAUGAGCGCGAACUGGAGCUGCUGAUUGGUGGUAUCGCUGAUAUUGAUGUGGACGACUGGAAGAAGCACACGGAUUACCGCGGCUACCAGGAGCAGGAUGAAGUUAUCCAGAACUUCUGGAAGAUCGUCCGCACCUGGGAUGCGGAGCAGAAGUCUCGUCUGCUCCAGUUCACUACGGGUACAUCCCGUAUCCCAGUCAACGGAUUCAAGGAUCUGCAAGGUUCCGACGGUCCGAGACGAUUCACCAUCGAAAAAUCCGGAGAUCCAAUUGCUCUGCCCAAAUCCCACACAUGUUUCAACCGUCUUGAUCUUCCACCAUACAAGACUCACGACAUUCUAGAGCAUAAACUGUCUAUCGCCGUGGAGGAAACGUUAGGUUUCGGGCAGGAAUAG
Molecule: messenger RNA, 2472 nt
Organism: Aspergillus calidoustus
Lineage: Eukaryota; Fungi; Ascomycota; Eurotiomycetes; Eurotiales; Aspergillaceae
Source: the annotation of a GenBank genome assembly